ACAAAAAACAGCCUGCAAGAUAUUACUGUUAAACCCAAUGAUUUUUGGAACCCUAAAGAAAAAAUUUCCUCACGGAAGCUUCUCUAACCCUUGCCUCCUUUGACCAGUCGUAAACUUCAUCUCUCUCUCUCUCUAGCCAUUACAUGUCUCGAUUUCUAUAUAUCUGCUAAUCUUUUUAUGGCGGCAACCCCUACCCGUACCCGAACACCGCCAUAUCAAAACCCUAACUCCUCUCCCUUCUUCUCUUUCCAUGGCCACAGACGCAUCUCCCAAAUUCCAGAAAUCAGACCUCUUGCCGAUCCCGCAACCGCCCGAUUACCUCCCGGAAAUCACCGUAUCUCCGGCCCACGAUGGUCUCCACUUCUGGCAAUUCAUGAUCGCCGGUUCCAUCGCCGGCAUGGUCGAACACACGGCGAUGUUCCCAGUCGACACCAUCAAGACCCGCAUGCAAGCCCUAGGCUCUUGCCCUAUUAAAUCCGUUGGCAUUCGUGAAGCAGUCCAAUCGAUCUUAAAGAGCGAAGGCCCCGCCGGACUUUAUCGAGGUAUCGGUGCCAUGGCACUCGGUGCCGGACCUGCCCACGCUGUAUACUUUUCCGUUUAUGAGGUUUGUAAGAAGACAUUUUCCGGUGGGAAUCCGAAUAAUCCAGUGGCGCACGCGUUGUCGGGGGUGUUUGCCACGGUGGCGAGCGAUGCCGUGUUUACGCCCAUGGACGUGGCGAAGCAGAGGUUGCAAUUGAGUAGUAGUCCGUACAGAGGGGUGUUGGAUUGUGUGAGGAGGAUUCUAAGGGAGGAGGGAAUUAAGGGGUUUUAUGCGUCUUAUAAGACCACGGUUCUUAUGAAUGCACCGUUUACGGCGGCGCAUUUCACGACGUACGAGGCGGUCAAGAGAGGGUUGAUGGAGGUGUCGCCAGAGAGUGCCAGUGAUGAAAGGUUGGUGGUUCAUGCUACGGCUGGGGCUGCCGCUGGGGCGUUGGCUGCUGCCGUGACUACGCCACUGGAUGUGGUUAAGACUCAGUUACAGUGCCAGGGUGUAUGUGGAUGUGACAGAUACAUAACUGGUUCGAUUAGGGAUGUUCUUCGGACAAUAGUAAAGAAAGAUGGAUACAGGGGGCUUGUGAGGGGGUGGUUACCAAGGAUGCUCUUCCAUGCUCCUGCUGCUGCAAUUUGUUGGUCAACUUAUGAAGCUGGAAAAUCCUUCUUCCAAGAAAUAGAUAGUGGUAGCAACAAUAGCAAUGACACCUGAGAGACCAUGAAGAGUAAGGUCUGUUUUUGACUUGUAUUGGUUGGAUACCUCUAUCCAAAUGAGAACAGGAAGUUUGACUAGCGAGCAUGGUAAACAAGCAUCUUUUUGGCAGAUUGAUGGUCUGUGUAAUACGGGUCAGUGAGCAAACAUAUCACGCGGAUUGGAAUUUAUUUAUUUGUGUUGUACAAACUGUUGUCAGUCCUAAUAAGUUUAUUAGUAGAGAUGAUAGGAGUUCUGUCACCCAUCUCCUUUGUUGUCCUGGGUUCCCUGAUAUCCUUUCAGACUUUUCCUCCUGUUAAAGGCAUGUCGUCUAGAGGUUUCAUGAAGAUGUAGAGGUAUUUUAAACACAAAUUUUAAUCAUUUACUGAUUGCUUCAGGACUAGAUAUUGAUCAUUAUAAUUACCCACUGAGUUUAAUAUGUACUCUAAAAACGUUGCCAGAUAUAAGAUAAUCUUGUUGCU
Molecule: messenger RNA, 1704 nt
Organism: Ilex paraguariensis (yerba mate)
Lineage: Eukaryota; Viridiplantae; Streptophyta; Magnoliopsida; Aquifoliales; Aquifoliaceae
Source: the annotation of a GenBank genome assembly